Molecule: messenger RNA, 1152 nt
Organism: Venustampulla echinocandica
Lineage: Eukaryota; Fungi; Ascomycota; Leotiomycetes; Helotiales; Pleuroascaceae
Product: Septin-9
Exons: 7
Coding region: 1-1152 (383 amino acids)
Biological process (GO): cytoskeleton-dependent cytokinesis
Cellular component (GO): cell division site; septin ring; cytosol
Molecular function (GO): GTPase activity; GTP binding; molecular adaptor activity
Source: RefSeq, a predicted model, not a curated record
AUGUCUUCUCCACUGAGCGCAAUCAAGAUCCGCCGGAAGAAGAAUGUCAAGAAGGGUAUCCAGUUCUGUUUGAUGGUGUGCGGAGCCUCGGGCACAGGGCGCACUACGUUCGUGAACACCCUCUGCGGCAAGAAGGUCCUCUCCGGAAAGGACGCCGACGACGCGACAAACGCUCAUCUCGAGGAGAAUGUCAAGAUCAAGCCCGUUACCGUUGAGUUGGAAUUGGACGAGGAAGGAACUCGUAUCUCUCUCACAAUUGUUGAUACCCCAGGGUUCGGUGACCUAAUUGACAACGAGGCAAGCUUCGGCGAGAUCGUUGGUUAUCUCGAGCGUCAAUAUGAUGAUAUUCUUGCGGAGGAGUCGCGUAUCAAGCGUAACCCCCGUUUCCGUGACAAUCGAGUCCAUGCUCUGCUCUACUUUAUCACCCCUACCGGCCAUGGCCUUCGCGAACUUGAUAUCGAACUCAUGAAGCGUCUGUCACCCAGAGUCAAUGUUAUUCCCGUCAUUGGCAAAGCCGACUCCCUCACACCCGCCGAGUUGGCCGAAUCAAAGAAGCUGGUCAUGGAAGACAUUGAACAUUAUCGAAUCCCCGUCUACAACUUCCCAUACGAUAUCGAGGAGGAUGACGAGGAUACUGUCGAAGAAAACGCCGAGCUCCGUGGGCUCAUGCCAUUUGCAAUUGUCGGUUCCGAGGAGAUUGUCGAAAUUGGAGGCCGUAAAGUCCGUGCUAGGCAAUAUCCAUGGGGUGUUGUGGAGGUUGACAACCCGCGACAUUCCGAUUUCCUCGCCAUCCGAAGCGCUCUUCUGCACAGCCAUUUGGCAGAUCUGAAGGAAAUCACGCAUGACUUCCUCUAUGAAAACUACCGUACCGAGAAGCUCAGCAAGAGCGUCGAGGGUGGUGGUGGAGCUGAUUCAUCCAUGAACCCCGAGGAUUUGGCAUCCCAGUCCGUCCGUCUGAAGGAAGAGCAGCUUCGUCGCGAGGAGGAGAAGCUCCGCGAAAUCGAAAUCAAGGUCCAACGGGAAAUCAACGAGAAGCGACAGGAGUUGCUAGCACGCGAAAGCCAGCUCAAGGAGAUCGAGGCAAGAAUGCACCGGGAGCAAAGCGCGCACAUGGAGGCCGUAAAUGGGCAAGCGGAUCACUCGGAGGCUUGA